This is a messenger RNA of Bacillus rossius redtenbacheri, 8694 nucleotides long. Its product is annotated as NADP-dependent malic enzyme-like. NCBI's taxonomy places the organism in Eukaryota, Metazoa, Arthropoda, Insecta, Phasmatodea, Bacillidae. Gene Ontology annotation, biological process: pyruvate metabolic process; malate metabolic process. Gene Ontology annotation, cellular component: mitochondrion. Gene Ontology annotation, molecular function: NAD binding; malate dehydrogenase (decarboxylating) (NADP+) activity. The record is from RefSeq and is a predicted model, not a curated record. Bases 134 to 1981 code for a protein of 615 amino acids. The transcript is spliced from 13 exons.
GAAUACAUGUAUAUCUUAUCUAUGACAUAACACAAAUAGCGUUUGUCUGAUCGAGUGAUUUGCGUUUGAUUUAGCAACGUCAGUGUAAUACAUACAUCAUGACUGCUGUCACAUAAACAACUUAAUCUGCAAGAUGUCUGCGGAGAGCCUGGGGGGCGUGGUCCGUGGCUCUCGGCUCCUGGGGAACAACUUGCGUCUCGUGUCGGUCGUCCUCUCCCCGAACCGCCUGUACCAUGAGGUCACGGGAGACAUCAUCUGCCCCAAUGUGGUGCAGGGCAUCGACCACUUGCGAGACCCCAGGUUGAAUAAGGGGCUGGCGUUCACCCUGGAGGAGCGACAGCAGCUGGGGAUCCACGGGCUGAUGCCGGCCCGCUUCAAGACCCAGGAGGAGCAGCUCGAGCUGUGCAGGAUCAGCGUGGAGCGCUACCAGGAGGACCUCAACAAGUACCUGUACCUCGUGGAGCUGCAGGAUCGAAAUGAGCGCCUGUUCUUCCGGCUCGUCUCUGAGAACGUGGAGCAGAUGAUGCCCAUUGUGUACACCCCGACGGUGGGUCUGGCCUGCCAGAAGUUCGGUCUCAUCUACAGGCGACCCAGGGGCCUCUUCAUCACCAUCAACGACAGGGGUCAUGUGUUUGAUGUGUUGCGAAACUGGCCCGAACCGGAUGUGCGUGCGAUCGUGGUGACAGACGGUGAGAGGAUUCUGGGGCUGGGUGACCUCGGAGCAUGUGGCAUGGGCAUCCCCGUGGGCAAGCUGGCGCUCUACACUGCACUGGCGGGCAUUAAGCCUCACCAGUGUCUGCCCAUCACAAUCGAUGUGGGCACCAACAACGAAGAACUAUUAAAUGACCCACUUUACAUUGGGCUACGGCACAAACGAGUAACGGGGAAGGAGUAUGAUGACUUCAUCGAUGAGUUCAUGCAAGGUGUCGUAAAGCGCUAUGGUCAGAACACACUUAUACAGUUUGAGGACUUUGGCAACCACAAUGCUUUCCGUUUCCUGGACAAGUAUCGGGACCGGUACUGCACUUUCAAUGACGACAUCCAGGGGACUGCAUCUGUGGCUGUUGCUGGUUUACUCGCAUCCCGUAGGGUUACCAACAAGAAGCUCUCCGACAACAAAAUACUUUUCCUUGGUGCUGGAGAGGCUGCUAUUGGUAUUGCUGAUCUGACGGUGAAAGCAAUGCAGGCUGAAGGAACUCCUGUUGAAGCAGCCAGGUCAAAUAUUUGGAUGGUUGAUAUAGACGGUCUUCUAGUCAAAAAUCGCCCUGAAGGAAACUUAGAGGGUCACAAACUGUACUAUGCCAAAGAUCAUGCUGUGACAAAAUCGUUACAGGAAGUUGUCAGAGAAAUCAAGCCCAGUAUUUUAAUUGGUGCCUCGGCGUGUGGUGGAGCAUUCACCCCUGAGAUUCUGAAAGACUUGGCCUCAUUCAACGAGCGGCCCAUCAUAUUUGCUCUGAGCAAUCCUACCAGCAAAGCCGAAUGUACGGCCGAGCAGGCGUACACAAACACAGACGGCCGUUGCAUCUUCUCAAGUGGUUCACCGUUUGCGCCAGUCAACUACAAGGGGAAGAUGUACUACCCGGGCCAGGGUAACAACGCUUACAUAUUUCCCGGAGUGGCACUGGGCGUUAUUUGCAUGGGCAUCCAUCACAUUCAAGAGGAACUCUUCCUUAUUGCAGCGCAGACCAUUGCUGAUCAUGUGACAAGUGAGGAUAUCAGUAAAGGAAGUUUGUAUCCUCCACUACGUACCAUUAGAGAAUGUUCUUUGAAGAUUGCUACCAACAUUGCUCAGUAUGCAUAUCAAAGAGGCCUGGCAUCAGUAUACCCAGAGCCAGAGGACAAACGUGCCAUGAUCGAAGAGAAGAUGUACAACUUCAACUACGACAGUCCGUUGCCUGCAACGUAUGCUUGGCCGGAACUCCCAACAUUGGAGAAUCCCAAGAUAGUCAAAACUAGCAAAGCUAGAAGCAUAGAAAUUUAAUUUUUUUGUGUCUGCCUGUGUGUUUUACCAAUAUAUACAUUAUACACCAAAAAAUAUGUUAUUCUUUGUAGUGUAAACAACAAAAUAACUACAACUGAAGUUUAUUUAUGAAACAGUAUUAUUACAAAAAAUUCCUUACCAAAUGGAAAAUUGUAUUAUUUUAGAUAAUUCUUUUGAUUUUGACUGCAACGGGAAGCAAAGUGCUGCUGUUACCAGAUGUAUUUCAUAGCAGUAUUGUACAUGCUGUGAUGGGUUUGCUUCCAUUUCUUGAAUAAUAUUUAAACUUCAGAAAUGAAAUUUGAGAAAUGGAUAUUCAUUUUUGUUUAUAUGGCAGAGUAGUAAUUUUACUGUAUGAUUCAUUAAAUCUAUUUUGACACUAGUCAAGAGUAUUCUGACAUUAGAAAGCUUUAGAAAAAAUAACAAUUUCAGUUUGUUUCUUACAAUAUUAAUAGUAUUAAUAUUUUUUUUGUAGGAGUUGCUCCUUUUAUUGUCAUUAGUUUCUACUCUCGAUAUGCUAAUAUGUGUUUAGUUUUGUGAAGUAUUAUUAUAACUUAUAAGGUAGUGUAUAUUGUGUAGAACUUUAAAGGUAAUACUAAAAUUAGUACUUACAGUAUUUUUUUUUUACUAUUUUUGUAGUAUUCAAAUAAACUACAAAUAAUAGGCUUUUAAUGCUUGUGUGGCACAUUUUUGAAUAAUCUUAAAAAAAAAAUUAUAUUAUUUUGAUUGUCAUAUUGUAAUGUAUGUGCUGCAAGUGCGACAAACUAAAAUGAACUUUGUAAAGCACAUCUGCACUUAAAUUUUGUAAUGAAUUUAGUUGUUUGAAUUUAAAUGUUUUGUCAUCCUUAAACCUAUUUGAGGAAGUUUAUGUAUUGACAAUUUUGAUUGUUUGGGUAGUUUUUUAAUUAGUUGUCAUUUGAAUCAUUGCAGUAUUAAUACUUUUAGUCUUCAUAAUUUUUUGUAUUAAUACUAUGUUACUGAACAUGUACCAUUUACAUAACAUUUUUCUUUCAUCAAACAUGUGAUGGUAUUGUUAUUUAAUAGAAUACAAACUUAUUUUUUAUGAAUUGAUCAGAUGAUCACAGCUAAGAUGGUGGCUCUGUAUUGGUUUUGGAAUAGAUAUAACCUUUAAAUUUUUGAGGUGUACUUCGCACACACAAGAAUUUGAAUUAGAAAAAGUCAAUGUAAUAAAAUAUUUAGUUUAGAACAAAAUAGUUCUUUGUUAGACUCAGAAACAAAUUUUACUCGACAUACAUGCAUGGAAUUUCUGUGCAGAUAUUUAAAAAGUGCCAUACAUUGUUAAAAUUAUUUCCUCGUAUUUUAAAGUCUAGAAAAUAUUGACUUUUCAAGAGUUAAAGGAUAGUUUUUUAUUUGCAUAUUUUUGUUUAUUUAUUGCUUAAGAUUAUUUUUUUGUAUUAUUUACAUUAGUUGCAGAAAAGUUGGUGUGGUCUUAAACAAACAUUUUGGAAAGGAUUUGUUCAUUUUUUAAUGUUAUCAUAAAUGUUGAUUUUUUUGCAAUAGUUAAAUUUUAAGAACAAAUGUGCUACUAGUUUAUUUAUCUUAUGUUAAUAGCUGGCAAAUUUAUUCAUAAAUAUUUCCGCAGUUAUUACGAUGUACAAAAUCAGUCUUUUUGGUCAUUUCCAUUUGUGGUUAUUUGUAGACUUGGAAUUUCUGAUUAUAUACAAAAAUUUUCUAUUGAGUUACAAGUAGAACAUGUAGGUAUUUCUUAUCAGCUGAUGUUAAAAUAGAAUUUAAGUAAAAAAUGUGCCAACUUGAGUAUUUGUUCAUUAAUAUAAUACAAAAAGGAAUACUUUUAAAUUGCAGACAUAAGUUGCAUGUGUGUUUUAGGGUCAUAAAUAUUCACAUUUACAAACGUAAAUAUCAAUUUUUUUAAUUCAGAACAAUUUUAAAAGUACAGUAAUACCUCUUAAGAAAAUUCCACUUAAGAAAGUUUUCCACACAAUAAGUUUAAAAAAUGUUGCACUUGAUCUAGUAUUACUUACAAUUUUACCUUAUUAAUAAAUUUAGUAUUUUCUGUUUAUAUGUUUUAAUUUAUAAGUAGAAUUAUAAAAUUCUUAGCAGUUAUUGACUGUAUAUAUUUGCAACUUCUGAAAAAAUGAUUAUAUAAGUCCUGACUUGUUUGCAUGGCAAGAUCACACAGUACAAAGUAAAUAUUUAAUACAAUAAAAUUUUAUUUUAAUAAAAUUAGUAAAACACACUUUUUUGGUUGAAUUAACUUCAAAAAGUAAAAUUUAUCUUUAAAUUUAAAUAAUUUGUUCAACAGUGAUGGAAUGGAGAACAACUUAGUAAUACGUAAUUACUCUGUCAUAAAGAACAGCAAUUAUUAGGUAGAACUAAUAUCAAGCACCCCACUUUUUUUUCCAUUAAAAUUAAUUGUUGUGUUUAUUAUAUCUUUUUUUAAGAUUUAUAAAAAAAAUUGUUAUACAGAGUUACUCUUUCUAUCACUGUUGAAAAAACUACUUAAAUUUAAAAAUUAUUUUUUACUUUGUAGUUUAUAUUGAAUUAAAUUUUUUAUAAAUUAUUUGCAAUGCACGACAAAAUCAAUUUUCAAAGUCACUGAAAUUUCUGGAGCAACUGACCCCCACCCUCCAAGGAGGUCGGAUGGUGCCUGAAGUCAUUGGAAGCACGUCAAAAAUAAACUACUUUAACUGUCCCAACUUUUGAAAAAUCAGGGACAAAUGACCUCUCCCCUGAGGGGAAGGGGGGGGAGGUAGAGGACCCUGAAUGGCUUGGAAACACUCAAAAUCGAAAGAGAAUAUAUUUUUGAAAUUUAUGAUUUUCCUCCCCCCCCCCCCCCCCACCACCACCCCCCCAAAAGGGCAUUCGACUAUGCCUCGGACUCAUGGAUAUACAAAAAGCAUGAUUAUUGAUUAUCGAACAAAGUAAUGGCUGAAAGUUGUUCAAGUAUAGUUAAUGUACUAAUUAAAUAGAAAACUGAACUGAUUUUUUCACAUAUGUUUAGAGAUAUUAAAGUAUUUAGCUCUUUUUACAAUCUCUUAACUAAUAGGUAGAGACAUGCAAAAUUCGCGGAUUCAUUUCGCAAUAGGCUAGCAUCAAAACAACUAUACCUUUGUACCGCUUCUGCGAUUAGCCCACAUUUUAUCCGGGGAACUGUGAGCCAAUGGGAAACACUAAACCAAGAAAGUGCCAAAUUACGGACAGCCUAGUCGAGACGUCUCACGCGUCAGUAGCCAAUGAACAGGCGUCAUUUCCGCGAGUAUUUAAAGGACUGUGGAGUCUAUCCUAGAUGUCAAUGAAUCCGCGAAUUUUGCAGGUCUCUACUAAUAGGUAUUUAAAAAAUGUGAACAAUCUUGAUAUCUGUUUCAAGUAUUAUGUUUUAAAAAAAUAGAUUAUCUUCCCAUACUUGCAGUGUGCUACAUAAAUAAUGAGAAUUUAUACUUUAUAUAAUGUGGUAAAAGCACUUCUUUAUUUGGCACCAAUAAUUUUGGUUUUAUUAUCUUACUCAUUAGUGUUUAAUAUUUCAUCUCUCCCUUCACCCUCUCCUUCCUCAUUUUAUUUGAUCAUGCUAGAUAGGGGUUAAGAAUGUUUUGCAAUAGCAUACUUUUUCUUUCUUGUUAUGAAGUGGUUUUUAAAAUUACUGUCAUUGUGUUUGUCAUUUCUUGAUUGUUUCAUGAAUGAAUGUUAAAAUGAUUGGGAAAAGUAUUUUUAUGGGGUAAGAAUUUCAGGAGUCAAAAUUUGCUAUGCUAAAUGGAAAAUAAUUAGUGAAAAAGUGGUAAUUUUUUUGUAUUCAGUUUACUGUAAGUUUUAAAUGAAUUAGGGUUACAGAACUGUAAUGAUUAGCAAGAAAGCACUUAUGUAUUAUGUUAGUGUACUAUAACAUGCAAGACUAUGUCAGGUGUGUGUAUUUAGAGGAGCUAAGUGGCUCAAAUUGACAAAGCUAUGCUUACAGUGUGACCUAUUUAAAUUUAAGAGAACUUCAGAUGUCAUUAUUUUUCCACAAAUUUAGUUACACAAAAUCUAUUCAAUGUGAUGAUACAUCAAUAGCAAUACAAUACAUGUUAAAACUUUAAUUUGGUAUGGAAAAAAAAUGUUAUUGUUAAAUAUUUCAAUAUUUGUCAAUUUACUGAAAUAUUUGCUUGGCGGUGAAUCAGUAGCAUUUGCUAUCUGAAAACCUCCUUUUAAUUUACAAUUUUACAAAUGCGUAAGGUUUCAAGUGGUAAUUACAGUUAUCACUAUAAAUUGGAUUCAGGCAGUGUGGACAGUUAUUUAUAUUGGCUAUUUGUUAAAAAAAUACUUCUAAAACGUUUUUGUUAAAAAUGACCCUUAAGAUUUGGGCAGUUGUAGAAGUACAUAUAUCAUGUUUUGAUAGUUAUCGUCUGUAUUAGAAUUUAGAUGGGAUUGUAAUUGUGUAAAGUUUUUUUUAUGUCAGUAUUUUCAACUACCAAAUAAUUGUGUAGUGACAUGUUCAUGUUAAUAUGAUGUGUGGUGAUCAAUAAUUCAUACUGUGAAGAUUUUUGCAUAAGUUUUAAUUCAGUUUUACUAGUUUAUAAAGAUGUGCUGGAGUGUUCAACAAAAUAAUUUGAUAGGUUAGUGUUCUUAGCAGUCUGGCAUAAUACUUUACCAGAUAUCUUUUUGACAGUUAAACAUAUAAAUACAACUAAGUUAAGUGUUGUAACGUUACUGUAAAUGCCUAACAAACUAUAUCAUGCAAUUUUAAAAUGCUGGUUCAAACAAAUACUCCUAAAGAAAAAAAACUACCUGGUGGUUGUUUGUCAGCAUGCUAGUAAAGGUGCCUAACUGUAAACUUUGGAAACAGAGCUUGUGGUGUGGGAGGCAGAGAAAAAGUGUAGUGUACAGGAAUAUUUGUGUUAUAAUGCAAAAUGUACUGUUUCCUUUCAUUGUUUAAUAACAAUACAUUUUGUAUUAAAACAAGUAGUGUAACAGUAUUAUAUACACAUAAUCAUUUGGGCACAGUUUGUAGGUUGUCUUUGUUUGUAGUAUAUGACGGUGGUUUAAUUAGUUACUUGGUUUGAAUUAAGGAAAACCAUUUGAGCUUUUUAAAUGUACUUUAUCUUAUGAUAUAGUUCCCUUGAAGUUCAACACACUAGUCCCAAAAUUUUGUUAGCUUUGUAAUUCUGUUGUGGAAAUGAAUUUUUUCAAUGCUUGCAAAAUAGUAAAAUACUAUUUUACUUUCUGUGAUUGUGAACGCAGUUCAAAUCGCAGCUCAAUCAAUUUUUUUUUCUAAGCGAUACUGCUUAAAUGCACCAAUGCGACUGAUAAAACAUGUUGAUAUUUAAACAAUAAAUGCACUGAUUUUCGCUAAAACUUCAGAACAACUACCUAAGUGGUUUAACUUCCUUUGAUGAAGAGAGGUUGUAAAUUGUGGGUAUUAAUUCUUUUAGAGAAAGUAAACAUUUAAAAAAUACAUAUUUCAACAUUUUUGUAACAAGCCACUUAUAAUCCAAAUCCAUUAUUAAUGAAUGGUUUGCAAUUUUUAAUAAUCAAUGGCAUUACUCCUUCAAUUAGCAUGGAUAGUAGGGUUGCACAUUUUUGUUGUUAUUUUUACAUUUUUGUGUAAACAACUGUUUGACAAUGAAUUACUGUCCAAAUGACUAAAGACCUCUGGUUAUUUAUUUAUAGGAUGAAAACUUGUUUAAUGUGUAUUCAGCUAGACUAUAUAUUACUGUGUGAACCAAUUUAUUUAUUAAACCACCCUAGUGUGUUAAAAAAAUCAUUAAUGAACAUGUGGCCAGUUCGGCUUCCUUCUGAGUAUUUGCCUUCCAAGGAUAAGGACUCUUUGUAUAUUUCAGGAAGUUGAAUAUGGUUCUUUUCACGAAGUGGUAUUUUUGCUACAGAAAAUGCUCCAAAUGUGCAUCAUUAGCAUCAACACAACCCGGAAGACAUAAAUGGUGUGAUUGAGUAGUCAUUUUAUUGAUCCCGCGUAUACAUACAUAUAUAUAUAUAUAUAUAUAUAUAUAUAUAUAUAUAUAUUUACUGUCUGGAAUAAGCAGCAUUCAGGAUUAUAAACAGUUGAUAUCAAAAGUGAGCUAGCCAGUUUGAUUGUGUUUAAUAGUUGCCAUUGAAAACUAUCAGACUGGCUGGUUCGUUCUCUGCAAAUGUAUUUUGGCUCAGUCUGCAAGCACUCUGCCCUCUUCCCUGUCUUAAGGAGACAAUUACUCGUGAAGGAUGUUGAGUCUGUCGUGAAUUGGUUAAUAUUUUGUUUUUAAUGAUUAAUAAUAUGAUUGAGUAGCAUUUUCUGUACUACAUUACCUGUAGUACAAUCUGUAAACAGUGCCCAUAAUUUUUUAAGACCUUUAUUUGUAUCUGAUCCAUUCAUAAUUUAAAAAUAUAAAUUUUUUGCUGUAUGAAUACUGCAGCUUUCUAAUUUUAAGAUGGCUCAUUUCUACUAUAAUUUUUACUUAUUACUUUUUUUUUAUAACAUAUGUGGCUAAUUUUAUGAGAGCUAUUAUUCAGAGGUGCUAAUUUUUGUACUUUUAAAUUCAGCGUCAUGUAUUCUAGAGCGUAAAGAUAUUGAAGAUAAAACUAUUUUGUUAGUGUUAUACAUUGACCACAUAUGUGGUCACUAAUGUUCUCCAUCAAACUUGCCAGACCUUUGUGGUAAUAAUUGUGUGAUCUGCAUUUGAGAGCAGUGUUACAUGUUUGACAGCAAUUCAAGGGUUAGAACUGUAUUGUUAUAUCUGUUGACUUUAUAAAAUAAACAUGAUUUAAAAAUA